CCAUUCCAAGCACUGUUGCGAUAAUACGAAGCACUGAGACAUUGCUCCUAACGAAGGCGUCUGGAAUGGUAUUAUUUACAAACAACGUAAAGUGCUUCAAAUCAUCCCAUCAAGGCGUGACAACUGGUACAGUGCGCCGCACACUGGAAUUCCAACAAAGAACUGGAGCAAUAUCAGUUGCAGAGAUUGUCCCGCCUGAGGAACCGACUGAGGACGAUCCCGAAGACAAAGAAUACACACUGCAGACCACAGAGGCGACAGCACAAGAAAAUACCGACGAGAUGGAGACGUGCAUUUGGUGUCCGGAGCUCCGUCCUUCAGAAGCACCUAUUGAGCCUCUGCAGAAGAGUAUUGGUGGGAGCAUUAAUUCUCGAAGCUUGGUCGAGACUAGGCCUGAAACGGCACCUCGGUCCAUGCGGCAGUGGGUGAAGGGGAGAAGCGACUUGAUUCUACUAAACACAACGUUCACAGAGUGGAAGAAAAAGAAACAUCAGCUUGCUUUGAGAGUGGUUGUUAGAGAUGGAAGGUACAUCCUCCGGCUAAAUGAGCACAGUGAGAGCUCAAUCUUUUUCUAACGCUUUGUAUUAUUUGCGUUGGGUUUUUACAAUUUUUU
This is a messenger RNA of Dermacentor silvarum, 613 nucleotides long. RefSeq lists its product as uncharacterized. The record is from RefSeq and is a predicted model, not a curated record. The transcript has 5 exons. NCBI's taxonomy places the organism in Eukaryota, Metazoa, Arthropoda, Arachnida, Ixodida, Ixodidae. The coding region runs from base 66 to 575 and encodes 169 amino acids.